AUCUGCGUUUCCCAGAUGAGGAAAAGGAAGCCGGAAAGAAUGGAUCGCAAAAUAUGGAAGAAGUUGAGAGUUUGCACCCACCUCCCCAACGACUGAACUGUCCUGCCUGCCCUCGUGGGCGGGGCCCCGGGAGUCUCCUGGGGACAACAGAGGCCUCGGCAACACAAACCACUGUGUUGCAGCAACAGGCCAGUAGUCGAGGCGGCACCGGGCUUGGGGCAGCCCAGAGUCUUUUUUGCCUAUGGAGUAUGUGGCAGCCCCAGGCCCCAGGUCAGGGGCCCCACCUCGGGCCACCAAGAAUGUUCUGCCGCGGGCCGAGACCUGGCUGCCAGGAGUCCCUGGGGGUGCCCCAACUUGGGCCACCAACCUUGAGACAGAGGUUCCCUCAGAUCUAGAGCUGAGUGAGGAGCAGCAGCUGCAGGUGGGUGUGGGGGCCCUCGGGCACUGGCAGGAGGGAGGGCAUCCCCAGGGCCCCACAGGCCCCACCUCUCAUCCUGGCCAUCCACAGGUCUGCAAGGAGCUGGUGGACCUGCAGAUCAAAACCCAUCGCCUGAAGGAGCAACACGAGGCUGAAAUCUUCGAGCUGAAGAGUGAGGUCCUGUGGCUGGAGAGCCGGGUGCUGGAGCUAGAGCUGCACGGAGAGCAGGCAGCCCCAGCAGAAGCUGAUCCGGGGCACCGCCAGGCACUGGCACAGGAGCUUGGGCACAAGGCCUGGGGGCAGGGACACUCCGACCACCACAGACUCCAGGCACAGCCCAAGGACUUCCUGACCCCUGAGAACAAGCAGCAGAAACUGGGGGAUGGUCCGCAGGGAGAAGUAAAUCGGGCGCCAGAGCAGCACAGGGCUCGGCAGCAGGCACUGGAGACGCGUGUGGCAGCCCUGGGCUGGCAGCUGCAGGGAGCCCAGGAGGAGGCCAAGACAGCUGGGCAGCAACUGGCUGCACAAGCCUUGGUAUUGUCUGCCUGCCGGGGCCAGCUCCACCAGGCUGAAGCAGAGAACGCCCGGCUGCAGCUGCAACUCAAGAAGCUGAACGAGGAGUACGCCAUCCGACUGCAGCACUGCGCCCGAACCGUGGCUGGGUAUGCAGAUGGUGCAGGCCCAAAGCCUGCAUCCACAGCCCUUCGGACAUUCCUGGAAACCACUCUGGAGGACAUUCGGGGGGCGCAUCACAGCCGUGAGCAACAGCUAGCCCGGGCUGCUCGCACCUACCGCAAGCGCCUGGCAGAUCUGAGCCGGAGGCACGAGGAGCUGCUGGCUGCCCAGAGUGUGCAACAGGUGCUGGUGGAUCCCAACGGGGCACCCAGGACCCCCAAGGCUACCUCUGGUGCAGCCACCUCAGACAUGGAGCCGCCACCCCUGCACACGGUCACCAAAUUCGGCCACCUGAGGGAGGCCCAGGCUAGGCUGGAGAAGCAGCUCCAGAAGCUCCAGGCCCAGAAAGAACCCAGUGAAGCCUCUCAGGGGGGCCCAUUAGAGCCACAGGGCCUGGAAGCUGCAUCCUGGGCCCAGAUCCGCCAGAAGCUACAGGACUUUUCCCGUGGCACCCAGGUAUUGGGCAAAGCCUGGCCAGAGGCCCCUCCUCACACUGUGCCCAGGCUCAUGGCUUAUGUUCCCCCAUUCCAGGCAGAGCUGGAAAGGGAGAGAGCACAGCUUCUAGUCCGAGCCAUGAUGGCUGAGGAGCAACUUUCUGAGCUACAAGAGUACGUGGACCAGCACCUGGGCAGGUACAAGCAGGAGAUCCUGAGGCUGAGGAAGCUGGUGGGUACAGGGAACCCCUGGAAAGCGGGGGCCACACCUCCAGCCAAGCUGCAGCACCCAAGGACCUGCAGCCGUUAGCUGGUCAACAGAUAAACUUGGAGCAGAACUCUUCACAGCCAGCAUGGAGCCCUCCCCACAGCACCCCCUUGGGAGAUCAUUCCACCCAGCUCUCCACCCAACAAAAAUCAGGCUGGAACCCACUGAGUCUUUA
Messenger RNA from Balaenoptera musculus (blue whale), 1970 nucleotides. RefSeq names its product coiled-coil domain containing 78 (gene CCDC78). The record is from RefSeq and is a predicted model, not a curated record. Gene Ontology annotation, cellular component: cytoplasm. Lineage: Eukaryota; Metazoa; Chordata; Mammalia; Artiodactyla; Balaenopteridae. The coding region runs from base 242 to 1837 and encodes 531 amino acids. The transcript has 12 exons.